UGGAAGUAACAUUACUUUAUGUUUGGGGAAACUGGUUUUUAAAGUUAUAUAGUGACACUCUGCGGCACAGUAUUUUUUUAGCUGAAGGUUGGCGGAGCUGCACACUUAACAGCAAGUGACGUCCAAUAACCAGCUAAACACUAACUGCGAGUUUAGCUAACAUUAACUCAAAAAACAGAAGAAGCUAACAUCAUUAGACCAACUUGGCACGUUUUGGAUGAAGAGCAUAAUUAGCUAAUAUACUGAGCAACAAAAUGGACUGCAGCACAACUGACGUGCCCACUAAUGUACACGACUCUCCAGGGAAGGACAGCUCCAGCUCUGAUGAUGACGUACCUCUCUCAAAGCUCCUGAAGAGGACACCCAGUGACGAGAAGCAGUUGAGUGGAAAUACACGCAGGUUAACCUACAGCUCCAACGCUAAUUCCAAAAAGGACAAAAGUGCUUCAGAUGACUCGGAUGACGAGCCUUUAAUAAAGAUGAAAACUAUUUCUGCACCAGCUAAGAAACCAGUGAGAAAAGGCAACACGUCACCCAGAUCUAAAGACACAAAUAACAAGAAAGCAGAUGAUAGCUCUGACAAUGAACCUCUCAUAAACAUUGCCAAAGUGUCCUCCAAAGCUGCAAAGAAGCAUUUCUCAGUGCCUCUGAAAAAAUCAGUUGAUACAAAGAAAAAAGAAUCACUGGAUGACAAUGACAGCUCGGAUCAUAGCUCGGAUGAUGAGCUGUUGAGUGAACUUGCCAAGAAACUCCCAUCCCAACAUCAGAGAAAGGCAUCUAGAAAAGCAAACCCUGUUAUGAAAUCCAAAAGGAACGCAGCAAGGAAAACUGUGAAAUAUGCAGAGUCUUCCAGUGGUGGCUCUGAUUAUGAACCCCACGCAACAAUAAAGAGGAAGUGGACAAAAGCUCCUAAAGAGCUAAAGACUUCGUCAAACAGCAAGAAAACAAGACAAAAAAUUAAAAACAAAUCACUGAAAGACCCUUCAUCUUCAGACAACAGCUCGGAUGAUGAUGAUGUGCCCUUGGUGAACCUCAUCACGGAGAAGAAGAAGCCAGUGAAGAAAAACACAAAGAAGACAACUUUAUCGCAAGGGAGAAAGAGACGAGGACUCUCUGAUGAAAGCUCAGAUGAUGAACCCUUAAUUAAUCUUGUGAAAAAGAGCCGCACAGACAAACGAACAAAAAACAAAACAAAAGCUUCAGCUCUGAAGAAGAGGGGCACAGCUCUGAAAAGGCCAAGAAAGAUGCCUGUUUCAGGGUCGUCAAGCAACUGUUCAGAUGAUGAACCCUUAACCAAGGCAGCUAAACACCCACAAGUGACCAAAAUCCUGAGAAUAAUACUGGAGAGGUGUGAUGGUGAAGAAGCUGGGACAACAGGAAGCCUGAACAAAACCAAUACAGACACACCGAUUGAAGAAAAGAGCUCGAGCGAGGAGGAGGGCUCAGAGGAAUCACCAGAAGAAGAAUAAACGGAUAAGACAAAGCUGUAACAGGUUGAAGAAACACCUUUAUAUUGCUACCUUUCACCUUCCAGACUGGGAAGUUCAGACCACCUAGUGGCUCCAAGUUUGAUAGACUUCCUGUUCCUAAAGUGUUAUAAAUCCCUCGGAGAGACACUCCCUAACAAUCUUAGCGUUCAUGUUAAAACAGUGUGUUUUAUAUACAUUAGAUAUAUGUUAAUUUAUGGUGUUAAUAUUUUUACCCCUAUUUUUAAGUUUGGGACCAAAAUUUGUAGGUUCCUGAUUUGAAAGAUUUUAUCACAGUCUUGGAUUUUAUUAUUUGUGCCUAUUUUUUGCAUUGGCUGUCUCCUCUGAUUUUAUUUUUUUUUUUUUUUAAGAGAGAAAUUUAACACCCAUUGAUGUAAGUUACACUCCUGCUUACAUAGUAACUGUACACUCAGCAUGCAGCAGUGAAAAUCUGUUGUGUUGGAUUAAACUGCUUUCACUAUGAAAUUCA
Molecule: messenger RNA, 1956 nt
Organism: Micropterus dolomieu (smallmouth bass)
Lineage: Eukaryota; Metazoa; Chordata; Actinopteri; Centrarchiformes; Centrarchidae
Product: nucleolar protein dao-5-like
Exons: 10
Coding region: 255-1469 (404 amino acids)
Source: RefSeq, a predicted model, not a curated record